AUGACAUACAGUCACUUUCCCAUCAUGAUAUCCCGUUUCUUUCUGGUUGGUGGGCAAUUGCAUUUUUUUUUCCUAUGGUUGGCGUUGAUACAUAGCGUUGAUUUUGAUCUCGUGUGCGUCCGGGUGUCACCACCCUCAUCUCAGCUCAUCUGGAUCUUGGUCUUUUGCACUUCGCUUUUCGUCUCAUCUUUGAUAUCCUCCUUGAUCAUUUACGAUUUUCUUUUUCAAUUUGCCACCAGGUUUGCCAUUGAAAGGUUCCGCGGGUAUUGUCGACAGCGAUUUCGCAAGUAG
Molecule: messenger RNA, 291 nt
Organism: Colletotrichum orchidophilum
Lineage: Eukaryota; Fungi; Ascomycota; Sordariomycetes; Glomerellales; Glomerellaceae
Exons: 1
Coding region: 1-291 (96 amino acids)
Source: RefSeq, a predicted model, not a curated record